AUGGAGAGUGCAACAAGUGCGCCCGUGGUGCCCGUGUCGUGGCCAUCAACGAAGAGACCUGUGCCAUCAUUGAGGCUACGUACGCCGCUGCAUACGGCGAGGAGGAGGCCGCCAGCUUCGCUGGUAGCACGUGCCAGCUGUGCAGCUCUCUGGGUCUGUGCGCCGCCCCGCUUCCCGGCGUUGUGGAGUCCAGCGGCCGCAACUACUCUGUGA
Molecule: messenger RNA, 213 nt
Organism: Phytophthora nicotianae INRA-310
Lineage: Eukaryota; Oomycota; Peronosporomycetes; Peronosporales; Peronosporaceae
Exons: 1
Coding region: 1-213 (70 amino acids)
Source: RefSeq, a predicted model, not a curated record